GAAAACUAAUAAGAGAGAGAAAUAAUAAUAGUAUUGUACUGUAUAUAUCACUAUGUGUGUGUGUGUUUUUCUUGGUUAGAAAAAGAAAGGAAAUAUUCUCUUUUGCUUUCAUUGUCUCUUUUUGGUGUUUUCUUUUGAAAUCAAAUAGACCUUUUUCUUCUUCCUUCUUCACAUAAACAAAAAAAAAAAGUCUUUAAAGGUUCUUGUUUUUUACUUGUGUUUUCAAGAUUCAAAAAAAUAUUUGUGUCUUUAUUGUGUUAUUAUUUAGAAGAUUUGUAUAAUACUACCAAGUUCUUAUUUUAUCUGUUUGUGUUUGGAAAAAAAUUGAGUUUCUUUUUUUUGUUUGUGAGUUUUAGGUUUGUUUUGUAGCUCCAACAUAGCCAAAAACAAAAAAGAAAAACAUCAUUUUAUCAAAUGAUGUCUGGAGAUUUGUUUUCAAUUCAUCAACAACAAGUUGUUGAAGUGCCAAACCCUAAUAACAGUAAAGCUAAUUCUUCUUCUUCCAAGAAAAGAAGAAAUCUUCCAGGUACACCAGAUCCAGAUGCUGAAGUUAUUGCACUUUCACCAAAAACACUCAUGGCAACAAACAGAUUCAUAUGUGAAAUAUGCAACAAAGGUUUUCAAAGGGACCAAAACUUACAACUUCAUAGAAGAGGACACAAUCUUCCAUGGAAGUUAAAGCAAAGAAACAAACAAGAAAUAGUGAAAAAAAAAGUAUACAUAUGCCCAGAAAAAGCAUGUGUACAUCAUGAUCCAUCAAGAGCACUUGGUGAUCUUACUGGUAUUAAAAAACAUUUUAGUAGAAAACAUGGUGAGAAAAAAUGGAAAUGUGAAAAAUGUUCAAAGAAGUAUGCAGUUCAAUCUGAUUGGAAAGCACAUACAAAAACUUGUGGUACUAGAGAGUAUAAAUGUGACUGUGGAACUCUCUUUUCCAGGAAGGAUAGUUUCAUUACCCAUAGAGCUUUCUGUGAUGCAUUAGCUGAAGAAAGUGCAAGAAUUACCUCAGUUGGAACUACAACAAACACUCUAAACUUCAACCACCACCAGCAACAACAACAACAACCCAAUUUACCUAUUGGAAUAUCCCAAAUUAGUACAACUUUUUCACAAGAUUUUACUACUAGUAACAACAACUGUCUACAUCAAAAACCAAGAUUGUCACAUUGGUUAAAUCAAUCAAAUACAAAUCUCUUUUCAUCCAACUCAGCUGGAUUAAUAUUACCAGAUCAUCAUCACCAUAUGGUACAAAUCCCAUCACCAAAUAUGUUCAACAAUACAUCAUCAAUCAACGCUCCUAUGUCUUCAGCACCAAUGUCAGCGACAGCGCUUCUACAGAAAGCAGCACAAAUUGGCUCAACAAAAAGCACAACAACAAAUUGCAACUUCUCAAACACAUUCGGCGUAAUGAACUCUUCUUCAUCAUCUUCACCUUCAUCAAACAAUGUCACACAAAUCUUUAAUAGCAACACCAACAAUAAUGUACUACUCAAUGGGUGUCCAGAUAUGCAUCCGCAAAAUAUUCAUUUCAACUUGGAUAAUAGUCUUACUAGAGAUUUUUUAGGCAUGGGGAAUGAAGGUGGUCAGCCAUUUUUACCACAAGAAUUGGUGAAGUUUGCUUCAAUGAAUUCAGCUAUGGGAUUAAGCCAUUACACUAAUGGUCAAUAGAAAUGCAAUAUCUGUUUUUCAUUUAUCUUUUUUUUGUAUACAAUAAUGUAUAAUUUGAACCUUAUCUUGUUAUAUGAGUUGGCAUUUUUUUUGCUUUA
Capsicum annuum is the source of this 1763-nucleotide messenger RNA. Its product is annotated as zinc finger protein JACKDAW. The record is from RefSeq and is a predicted model, not a curated record. Gene Ontology annotation, molecular function: DNA-binding transcription factor activity. Gene Ontology annotation, cellular component: nucleus. Bases 415 to 1665 code for a protein of 416 amino acids. Lineage: Eukaryota; Viridiplantae; Streptophyta; Magnoliopsida; Solanales; Solanaceae. The transcript is spliced from 3 exons.